UUACUUUCUGUCCAUAUGAGCCAGUCUUCUAAACAUUGCCCCUUUAGUGAUGCUGGGUGCCGUAUAUUGAAUACCAAUUGUGUACCAAGCACUGAAGCCUUGUCCAGUGAAGGAGUCAGACAGGAAAUAGACAGACGAUUGGAAAAAAAACUGAAGAUCACACAAAAGGAGAGCAGGAAAUCCAAAUCUCCUCCCAAAGUGCCCAUUGUGAUUCAAGACGAUAGCCUUCCCACGGGGCCCCCUCCACAGAUCCGCAUCCUCAAGAGGCCCACCAGCAACGGUGUGGUCAGCAGCCCCAACUCCACCAGCAGGCCAGCCCUUCCUGUCAAGUCCCUAGCCCAGCGGGAGGCUGAGUACGCCGAGGCCCGGAAGCGGAUCCUGGGCAGCGCCAGCCCUGAGGAAGAGCAGGAGAAACCCAUCCUCGACAGGCCAACCAGGAUCUCCCAGCCCGAAGACAGCAGGCAGCCCAAUAAUGUGAUCAGACAGCCUUUGGGUCCCGAUGGGUCACAAGGCUUCAAACAGCGCAGAUAAAUGCAGGCAAGAAAGGAUGCUGCCGCUGCCGCCAUCACCACCUCCUGGGUCGUCCACCACGGGUUGCACUGCCGUGGCAGACAGCUGGACUUGAGCAGAGGGAACGACCUGACUUACUUGCACUGUGAUCCCCCUUGCUCCGCCCACUGUGACCUUGAACCCCAUGCACUGUGACCUCCCCCCUUACUCCCCUUCCCACUGUGAUUGGCACAUCAACAAGGGCUGUUCCAAGUCAAUGGAAAGGGAAAGGGUGGGGGCUGGGGGGGGGCUGGGGGUCCCAUCAAGGACUCAGAGUAGAGAGUCAGACAGUGCCACUCGGCCACUUGGGGUAAAGCCAGUGCCAGCAAUAACAGUUUAUCAUGCUCAUUAAUUUGGGAUUUCAAAACACAAAUGAGAACUCCCACCCACCCACCCACCCCCAAGUGCAUGUCUUCAUCACUUAAAAAGUAAGUUCCAUUUGAAAAUAUCCUUUCCUUUUUUUUUUCCUUCCUAUUUUUGUUUGUUUAUACAAAUAUCUGAUUUGCAAGGAAAGUGCAUGGGAGGGGUUUUAGCAGUUUAAUGAAUUUUUAAUUGAGAAAGGGUAGUUUGGUAGUCUACUUAAAAAUGUUUCUGGGAAAUUCGCUAGAAACAUUAACCAAUAGGAUUUUGGUGAGCUUAGCUUCUGUAUUCCUACUGCCGCCCAGAAAAGGGGCAGGGCUCUGUAGCCCCAGGACAGAUGAGCACCCCAUGCCUUUACCUCCCUCCCCCAGCUAGGUUCCAGGCCUCUUGGCCCUGCCUGGAGACAGGGCUAGCUCUGUAGGCUCAGAGAGCCUGGGGAGGGUGCCAACCCCACCUCUAGUAUUUUGGGAGAUAGGGAAAGUGACAGACUUCCCCUUCCCCUACCCCUCAGGGUGGCUUCCUACCAGCCAGGCUUACUACUUCUAGAGGAAAGCAGGAAGCAUCAGAGAGUGAGGCUGUACUCCUGCCUUAGGAGCAAGGGAUAGGAGGCUUGUCAAGUGUUUGCUGUCAGCACAAGAAGACCAGGAGAGAGUCUGGCUCCGGGACUUCGGGCCAUUUGCUCAGUGUUGUCAGAAGGUAGAGAGACCUGCCCACUCCAGCGAGGAUAGAACUCUGAAGGGUCUGCGAGUGCUCCAACUCCAUUGGUGGCCUCAGCUCAGUCCCUGUACCUGGUGUGCUUCCUAUGUGAAACCAGUACCAUGGGAACAGACCAGUCUGAAUAGAGUUGGGAGAAGAAGCAUUGCAAAGAUGGAUGGCCAACUAGUUCCCAGUGGUCUGGGCACCCUUCACCCCUUUUUCCAGAGUGAGGACUUGGAAUGAAGAUGAUUUCUCCUUUCCCUGGAGCUUGGAAGUUUGCUUUGGCUCCUUGGGCAGAACAAGCUAGAGGGCAAGUGCCCAGAGAGCAGCUCUACACACCUUGCCCCCUCUUGGGCCCUCUGGUCCCUCCCAGCACACUGCACCUUCCUCCCCAGCCAGCCAGGUGGCCUCACACUCCUGGCUAGCAGGUGGGGUUUGGAAUGGUUGGCAUGAUUUUGGAUUAGGGCAUCUUGUGGCAGCCCUGAUGGCAGGCUAGGGUUUCAGGCUCUCUCCACCUCGGUUCACCUGGUCUCAGCCUUGUCCUUAAGUGGUAAGUCAGGCCCAGGUAUGUCUCAAAACAUCUUCCCCUUAGGAGGAAGGGCCAGCUGUCAGUUGACUAGUCCACGGCACAGCCUUAGAACUGGGAAGCCAGGAAGUGUCUGGGAGCGGUGCUAGAGCAGAGCUCAAUCGCAGGAGGAACGGUCACCUCCAGGAGUGGACAGGAAGAACACUGGCUGCUAUGUUAACAUGCACUGCCCUGACCAAGUGUCCACCUUCUAAAUGUCCAGUGCCCAUCCUCAAGUAAUAGUCUCAGGUGAGACUGUCUUUUGGGAGAAGGAUACAGAGGUAUUCCAGGUGGAAGGCCAGAGAAGUGCCGACUGCCCAGUCCUCAGGACCACCUGUUCUUGUCCUGCCUGCUCCAGUGGGAGCCAAGGGCAGACCAGCUGGUGGGGCUCUGCAGAUUAAGAACCUGGCAGGGACUGGUUCUCCCACGUCCCUCUGGCCAAAGGUGGAGCUGUUGCCCACAUGUGCCUGUCACCACCCACCAACAGUCACAUCUUUGGCUUCCCAGGUGGAGAAGUGGCAGGCAAAUGAAAGAAAAAAAAAUGAAAGAGGAGACUUGUGGGGGGAGGUGGGAGGGGCAAUGGGAAAACGGUUUGGUGUGUGUGUGUGUGUGUGUGUGUGUUUUUGUUUUUGUUUCUUUUUUCUUUUUGUAGUUGUCUUUCAUUAAGUGCUUUUUUUUUUCUUUUUUCUUUUUUUUUUUUUUUAAGUAAGUUGCAGGCUUUGGCUUGGAAAUCCCCAGGGGGAUGAGGGGCAGGAACCUGAAGCUGCUGCCCCUUUAUCUGCCUUCAUGGUACUGUCCCUUCCCCCAGCUCCUCCCAGACCCCAUGAGCCAGGCCACAGCCCUUCCAGCUAACCGCUUCCCAUGAGCCACUACUCUGAUGUCAGCCUAUAACCAAAGGAGCUGGGGGUCCCGGCCUGGUGACCAGCCCUUCUCAGCCCACUCAAUCAGGGUGCUCCCCACCUGCAGGCAGGAGGCAACACCCUAUCUGCUACCAUCAGCCCCUUCCAGAGCCCACCUGCCCCGCCCAGCCCUGCCCUGCCCAGCCAUACCCUGCUCUGCCCCAUCUGGGGGUGCUCUGCUCAGGGAUGGGCCGGCAGGGCUGCACCUAGCCUCCCUGGUAAGCAGAGACUCAAAGAAACCUCUGGGGUCCUGUUUCGUGGUCGUGCGAUCCCAGGGGUGCACAUGGGCCCCUUGGGUGUGUGAACAGAAGGGAUUGGGAGGGAGGGCCGCACCCCGCAGUCUUGCUCUGCUGAUGUAGAGGGAGCUGCCCACCCACCCCACCCCGCACCGCGGGCUCCUGAGUCGGCAGAUUAAGCAUUUUAUAAAUUGUAUUUUAAAUACAUGUUUUAAACUUGUCA
Molecule: messenger RNA, 3528 nt
Organism: Marmota monax (woodchuck)
Lineage: Eukaryota; Metazoa; Chordata; Mammalia; Rodentia; Sciuridae
Gene: Szrd1
Product: SUZ RNA binding domain containing 1
Exons: 4
Coding region: 16-531 (171 amino acids)
Source: RefSeq, a predicted model, not a curated record